CUCUUCUAACUCCAUUCUUUUUCCCACUUCUUUAAAAGCCUUCUCAUUGCACGACUUAGUCAUAUCUCGAUCUUUACAUUUUUUUAUCUCACUUUCAUGGCGAAAUUAUCACAGCAAAACCAGAAAAACAAUGCAAACAGCCACAGUAAGAACAUCAAUAACACUGAGAAAAAGGUGAAACGAACAAGGAGAAGUGUGCCAAGAGACUCUCCUCCUCAACGUAGUUCAAUAUAUCGAGGGGUCACUAGGCAUCGAUGGACAGGCAGAUAUGAAGCUCAUUUGUGGGAUAAGAACUGUUGGAAUGAAUCCCAGAAAAAGAAAGGAAGACAAGUCUACCUUGGUGCCUAUGAUGAUGAAGAAGCAGCAGCACAUGCUUAUGACCUAGCAGCACUGAAAUAUUGGGGUCCAGAAACCAUUCUUAACUUUCCGUUAUUAACAUACCAGAAAGAACUGAAAGAAAUGGAGGGUCAAUCAAGAGAAGAAUAUAUUGGAUCAUUGAGAAGGAAAAGCAGUGGUUUCUCUCGAGGUGUUUCGAGAUAUAGAGGUGUUGCAAGACAUCAUCACAAUGGAAGAUGGGAAGCUCGAAUUGGCAGAGUCUUUGGAAACAAGUAUCUCUAUCUUGGGACAUAUGCUACCCAAGAAGAAGCCGCCACUGCCUAUGAUAUGGCGGCCAUAGAGUACCGUGGACUCAAUGCAGUCACCAACUUUGAUCUCAGUCGUUACAUCAAAUGGCUAAAACCCAAUAAUCAUAACACCAAUAUUAAUGAUGAUAUUCCCGGCCACCAUAAUCCUAUUAUUGCAGAUAAUAAUUUAACUCCAAACCCUAACGAUCAAGAACUUGGAUUAAGUUUCUUCCAAAACCAACAAACGUACUACAGCUCAGGAGAAACCUCAGUGACUGAUCAGCCGCAGCAGGAGAAUGCCACGUCAGCCCUAGGGCUUCUUCUUCAGUCGUCCAAGUUUAGAGAAAUGAUGGAAAUGACAUCCGUCGCUGACUGUGAUGAUCAUCCAUCAAUGCCUUCGGAGUCUGAGCUACCACAGUGCACGUUCCCUGAUGACAUACAAACAUACUUUGAGUGUGAGGAUUCUAGUAUUUAUGGUGAAGGAGAUGAUCAUAAUAUCUUCGGUGAGCUCAACUCCUUUGUGCCCCCAAUCUUUCACUGUGAUUUUGAUGCUUAGAGGAGAAGUACCGCAUCAAUUAGAGGUUUAAAAAAGAAGAAGAGAGAAAACAAGAAAAACGAAUUUCCACUUCUCAUUACUAGGGGAAGUAGCCUAGCUAACUACAUCAUUUGGUUCAUUCCUUGUAGAUGUAAAGAGGAAUAAGCAAUUUGCUUAUCAUCAUUCUUUUUAUCAAGAGUAAUGCUAUUUCUUUACACUAAUUUAUCAUAUUUAUUUUAUAUUGAUUAACGUAGAUAAUG
This is a messenger RNA of Alnus glutinosa, 1418 nucleotides long. RefSeq names its product AP2-like ethylene-responsive transcription factor At1g16060. The coding region runs from base 97 to 1179 and encodes 360 amino acids. The record is from RefSeq and is a predicted model, not a curated record. Gene Ontology annotation, molecular function: DNA binding; DNA-binding transcription factor activity. The transcript has 8 exons. Gene Ontology annotation, biological process: regulation of DNA-templated transcription. Lineage: Eukaryota; Viridiplantae; Streptophyta; Magnoliopsida; Fagales; Betulaceae.